This is a messenger RNA of Symbiodinium pilosum, 2022 nucleotides long. The record is from the annotation of a GenBank genome assembly. NCBI's taxonomy places the organism in Eukaryota, Dinophyceae, Suessiales, Symbiodiniaceae.
AUGGUCUGGGAGGAGCCCGUGAAGACGCUCCUUGAGCUCAUGCAGCUGGUGAACCUGGAUCUCAGCAUACUGCGGGUGCAGUGCAUCGUGGGAAACGAAGAUCCUGGUCUCUCCUUGCUCAUCAUCCUGCUGAUGCUUCCUGGGCUUUGCGCUCUGGGCGGGGUGAUGGGUUGGAUGCUGGCUCGGUUCAAGAACGACGUCUUCAGCUGGGCGAGGUAUCUCAAUGUCGUGGGGCUCCUCUGGAUGUUCGGUUACCUUGCCAUUGUCAUGGCUUUGACCCGGCCCAUCCACUGCGUGUCCAACCCCAAUGGAACGCAGAGUAUGAAGUCUUUCCCUGGGAAAGUUUGUUGGAACGAGGCCCAUGCCCCUGCAGCUGCCGAAUCUAUCUUUGGUUUGCUCGUCUUCGGCGGCGGCUUCCUCGCCUACAUACUACAGGUGGUUUGGCGCUAUCCCACUUUGGUGAACAGCGGGCACGGCCUCAAGCUGCUGACGCAGUAUCGUUUCCUCUUCAACCGCUUCGGGAGCCACGCGUACUACUGGGGUCCUUACUUUGUGGUCCAGAAGUUGUUGGUGGCCAUCGUACCAAUCCUCUUCGCAGAUAGCGCAGUCGUGCAGAUUAUGCUUCUGUCACUUCUGAUGGUUGUGUACCUGGCUGCAUGCUGUCAUAUCAAACCGUGGGCGACGUAUCUGGCCAACAUGGCAGAUGUGUUUCUGAAUAUGGGAUUGAUGCUGCUCUUGCUCAUCGCCGCCUUCCUUGCCGACUCUGCCAGCAGUGACAGCAGGAGCAAGCUGAGUGUCAUCCUGGUGCUUAUGCUGGUCCUGAUUACCCUGGGUAUUUUUGCUUUGGCGACCUUCGCCAUUCUCAGGAAGCUGUUCCCAGGCAAGAUGUAUGACUACUUCUUGUGCCAUCACAAAGCAGGCGCGGGAACUGUGUGCCGAUGGCUGAAGACGGAGAUGCUGAAGCAGUCAAGACAAAGAGCGAAGAUUUUUCUUGAUUCUGAUGAAUUGGAAGGCUUAGCCGACAUCGGCGAUAUCGUGAAGAGCCAGACGGGGACCUUGGUGAUCGUAGCGACGAAGCUGGUUCUCACUCGGCCCUGGUGUGCCGUGGAGAUUACCAGCGCCGUGAACAACAAGGUAGAUAUCACAAUGGUAGAGUGUGCGGACUUCAGCCAUUAUGAUGAGGAGGGCUUCCAGAACUUACGUGAAGGUUGGGGAAAUGCGGACAUCAUGAUCUUUGCGCAGAACUCGAUCGACCCAACCAUCAUUGAGGACUGCUACCGUCACUUGCUGUCUGUGACCCGGAUUUCUUUCGAUGCCAGAGGGCCUCCACGAAAGCAUCAAGAAGUGGUGGCGAAAAUUCUGAAGCUGCCACCCCCGAAGGUGGAGGAGGACGAGCAGGAUGCUGAUAUCGUCGUCCUCGGCUCCUGCAGCAGCUCCGAGGGGAAAUUCACCUGCCAGGUCCUGGCUGACAUGGUCAUCCAGCGAAUAGCCAAGCGGGCUGUGGUGGCCUGCAGCGUUGACAAAGCUUUGGUGGCUGGGGCGACAGCGCAGUACAUGCUGGUGGUGCUCAGUGCCGGCCUCCUUGGCGAUGAUGCCUUCUUGGCCAUGUUGGAGGCCAUGGACACUGCCUUUGCAGAGCGUCUGGAGAUUGUCAGUGCAAUGGCGGACCAAAACUUUGAGUUCCCCUCUGCGCAGUAUUUCCAGUCCUUGGUCAACAACGGCAAGCAAGACCUGGAGCAGUCCGUUCGGCGAGUGGUGAACAUCUUGGCCCUUCCAUUCAACCCGCAGGUCUCCAGCAAGGUUAUGGGGGCGCAGGCUGAUGAGCUCUGCAGGAGGUUCCGCUUCAAGGAGGAACCUGUCAGAAGGUCAUCAAUGAUCAGGUCUUCAUUCUCUUCUGCGGCUCCAGAGGCGGAAGCUGUCAACGAGGAGGGCAAGGCAGAGGGCAACCCGGAGCGGGCCGACUCCAAGUGCAGCAUUCCCGGCAUCUCUGUGUCCAACGACGUGCAAACCAUGGUUUUCUGA